This is a messenger RNA of Symbiodinium sp. CCMP2456, 1776 nucleotides long. NCBI's taxonomy places the organism in Eukaryota, Dinophyceae, Suessiales, Symbiodiniaceae. The record is from the annotation of a GenBank genome assembly.
AUGGCUGCCGACGAGGAGACACUUCGGUCACAGCGCGAAGAGGAGUUGCAGCCUCUCCGGACGAAGACCCAUCUGCUUGCGAAGCUUUAUGGCGAUGAGGGAGCCGAUCGCGAUGAGAUCCUGGAGGAAGUGUACACACCAGAGGAGGUUGCAGGAAUGAAGCAGGAGGACAAGGAGUCCGUCCCGAAGAGGUGGCUCUCUGAGCAUGGUGCUUUAGCGAAGACCGUCAGCCAGAACCUCAGGGCCAGCGCUGGCCUUCCCGAGCCGCACAAAGCGAUCAACGACCUGAAGCAGAGCGAGACGGAGGUGGAGGAGCAGGCAGCGCGCAUCGCCCAGAACGCCACGGAGUCCAGGGAUGCUCUCUUUGCCCUGCAGACCUACGAAGAGAACCUCGUGGACAAGAAACGCCAGAUCGAAGAUCUUCGGGGCGCCGCCUCAGCGAAGGUGAAAGAGACCGGAGAGUUGCUCGAAGCGAAAUGGAGAGAGUGCCAGGAGCUCCUGGCACAAUAUCGCUUCGACCACCUCCGCAACGAAUUACUUUACGUCCGGGAGCGAAUCGCGGAAGAUGCUCAUACCAAAACACAGGAGGAGUUGAACACAGCUCGUGAGGCUUGGCAGAUCACCAAGGAGCAGGCCGAGCGCUGCGAAAGCGAGGCCUGCGGCCAAAAGGGUCUUCGGGCACACUUCGGUACUGAAGGCGGUUCAGGGCAGAUGUUGAAAGAUGCAGGUGCAGGAAAUUUGGAAGAUGACGAGUCCCUGGACUUCCCCACCGACCGCGACCUACAGCUGGUGAUGUUGGGCUUUGUUGGCACCUCCGAAGAACAAGUUGAUGAUAUGGAGGCCGCACUGCAACAUGAGCUGGAGACCGUGCGAUGCCUCCUGAAAGCAGGAGCCAGCCUCGAAAAAGCCGGUCUGUUGGGGACGCCCUUGUGCUUAACGGCGCUCGCCGGAGAUUCGGAAGUGCUGCGUUUUCUCCUGGAGUCCAGGGCAAACAUCGAAGCCCAAACCAAUGCCGGCGCGACUCCGCUCCUCCUUGUGACGGAGGGCCUUAGGCCAAAGGCUUCCCUAGAUGUUGCGAGCAUCUUAGUGGAAGCUGGAGCCGUCGUAGACUCCCGGGACAAAUUGGGACGAACCCCGCUGUGGAUAGCAUCACGUCGUGGCCACAUGAAGGUGGUUUGCUUGCUCCUGAAGGCAGGGGCUCGCCCCAGCAUGCGUGACAUUUUCGGAAAGACUCCGUUUGAUGCUGCGCGUGGCCGCAAGCAUGUUCGGCGGCUCCUAUCGAACGCCAAGUGGUCGCGGGCACCGCACGUCAAAGCAAGCCGCCGCCCAUUAGAAAUGGUGCUUCCCAAGUGUGGAGCCUUUUGUUCCGACGCACUCGGCGUGUUAGUUGUUCUCGUAGCAAUCGUCGUUGUGGCAGGGUUAGAAGUAAUUGUAGGGCCAAUCCUAUUUUGGGGGGUUCCUUAUUGUUAUAAUUGUUGUAUAGGGGGCCCCAAAACCCUUUUUCUAAUUAUUAAGGCCACUACAUUACUUCAUUCUGCUGGUGUCAAGAGAGCAAGGUCGCACCUCAGCAUCCGGAUGCGCUCCAGGAUCUGUAGUAUAUUUCAGGUUGGCUUUUGGGCUCUCGAUAUGACGGUUAGGGAUCCUGUAAAAUGUAGGCUUUGUACUCUCAGAGCUAUGGCUCCAGGACGUACAGCGUUUGGCUUCCACAACUCCUGUCCAUGGUUCAUGCUCAUUCUAUACCCUAACCCCCCAGGUACCUACUAUAUAGGGCCCUAG